CCAACAAAACCAAAUUAACAGUUUGCUUCUUCCAGAAUCCACACAUUCGGUUCUAUCGAUCUUCUGUAAACUUCACUGUUUGCAUACUACUUGUAAGAAAGAACACAAUGGGAAGAGCACCUUGCUGUGAUAAGAAUGGACUCAAGAAAGGUCCUUGGACUCCUGAGGAAGAUCAUAAGCUCAUCAGUUAUAUUCAACUGCACGGCCCUGGCAACUGGCGCAAUCUUCCUAAGAACGCCGGGCUUCAGAGAUGUGGAAAAAGUUGUCGUCUUCGAUGGACUAAUUAUCUGAGACCUGAUAUCAAAAGAGGAAGAUUUUCUUUUGAAGAAGAGGAGACGAUAAUUCAGUUGCAUAGCAUUUUAGGCAACAAAUGGUCGGCUAUUGCUGCUCGCUUACCAGGAAGGACUGACAAUGAAAUAAAAAACUACUGGAACACACAUAUCAGAAAGAGGCUUCUUAGAAGCGGGAUUGAUCCUGUGACGCAUUCUCCCCGUCUUGAUCUUCUUGAUCUAUCAACACUUCUAAGAUCAACUAUGUGCAACUCUUCACUUCUCAGUGCGCCAAACUUGUUUGGUGCUCAAGCUCUCCUGAACCCAGAACUGUUAAGGCUAGCUUCUACUAUUUUAUCAUUAAAGCACGAAAACCAAGAAAUAGCCAUUCACUCUCCCCAGCAAAACCAGCUUUCUAAUAUUCCUCUGCUGCAAAACCAGACACCGAUUACUUCGCAAGUAAAUGAUCAGUUUCAAAAUCGUAUUCCAGAAGCUUCAAAUUUUGACCAGACACAACUUAGGCAAGCCAAUGUGGAAGGACCAUUGUCCAACUUGACAAACUGCACCAGCCAAAUAUUCCAAGAGAAUUUGAUACCUUCAAGUUUAACUGAAACUUUAGUUUCAGAAUCAAAUCGCAUGUAUUGUAGCUCAAUCCCAACAGUUUCUGUUCCGACUGAAAGUUCAAGUUUCCAAUCACUGAAUAAUGGAAACCAAAAUUUUGGCUUUGAUUCUGUUAUGUCAACGUUAUCAAGCCCAACUCCGUUGAAUUCAUCAUCUGCGUACAUCAACAGCAGCCCUGAAGAUGAGAGAGAAAGCUACUGCAGCAGCUUGUUUAAGUUUGAAAUUCCAGAGAGUUUCGAUAUUAGUGAUUUUUUGUAAAUGUUUUGUAAAUUCAUGUGAGACUUGUAAUUAACCAUCCUUCUGCAUUAGGGUUUGGUUUUUUACUUUCUAGCUGUAGUUGUCUUGUUGAUAUGUGGGAUUCUUUGUUAUUUUUUUAUUGAUGAAUACUUAAUGAUAAUAAUAAUAAUUAAUUACCCAUAAGCUAGUUUAAACGAUAGAAGAAUAUAAGUUCAAGGGCAGUCUCUGGACUGGGGCUUUGUAUUUAUGCAGCAAAAUGAAAAGGAAUCAGUUGAAAGCCUA
Molecule: messenger RNA, 1409 nt
Organism: Mangifera indica (mango)
Lineage: Eukaryota; Viridiplantae; Streptophyta; Magnoliopsida; Sapindales; Anacardiaceae
Product: transcription factor MYB41
Exons: 3
Coding region: 108-1148 (346 amino acids)
Source: RefSeq, a predicted model, not a curated record